Molecule: messenger RNA, 2510 nt
Organism: Hippocampus comes (tiger tail seahorse)
Lineage: Eukaryota; Metazoa; Chordata; Actinopteri; Syngnathiformes; Syngnathidae
Gene: g6fl
Product: g6f-like
Exons: 10
Coding region: 131-1699 (522 amino acids)
Biological process (GO): positive regulation of ERK1 and ERK2 cascade; T cell activation; interleukin-15-mediated signaling pathway
Cellular component (GO): external side of plasma membrane; membrane raft
Molecular function (GO): MHC class II protein binding; protein tyrosine kinase binding
Source: RefSeq, a predicted model, not a curated record
GGAUAGUUGAGACUAUCAGGCUUUCACACACUCUGUUUCCUGUGCUGCCUGUAUCCUGUUUGGUGGGAAGACCAAAUGAAAAAAAAAGCUAAUUUGGUGCACUGAUGGUUUUCUUUGCUUCAAACGUGCGAUGGCGUUUGUUUUCAUCACCGUUCUUCUCCUUCUGUCAGUGUUGGAGCAUCCCUACCUUGUCAACGCCACAGGCACUUUCGGCAACUGGGAUGAAAUUGUGGUGGGAAGAGAGCAGCAAGUCACCACGUUGGAGUGCAUCCUUACGGAAGCGAGGGCCGACGUGAACAUCAACUGGAUGGUCAAGUACCUCAACCUCAAUGGGGGGGUCGGCUGGCAACUGGUGCUCUCGGCCAGUGAGCGCGACGGAUUCUUUGGCGGCGCUUCGAAGCCUUCCACGCGGCUGGCCGACCCCAACUUUCUGCUCACGGGCAAUUUCUCGCUGCUCCUUCAAGCUACCGAGCAGGAUGCUGGCAUCUACAAGUGCUUGAUAGAGCAGGAAAGGAAGACGAUCAAGGAGACGGUCAUCCUAUUAGCCAUCCUCACUGUCUUCCAAAUACCCCCAUCGCCUGUCCCUCAGACCAGCACCUUACGUCUGAUAGCCAAGGUCACUCCGGAGACUUCUUGUGAAUUCAUCUCCUGGGAAUCACCGGAUGGCACCUCCUUAAAGACCGUGCUGAAGCCCAGGGCCGGAUUCGUGGCCAAAGUUCCCCAGCUUACAUACGACGACGCCGGCUCCUACAAGUGUGCGGUUCACACCUAUGGGAGCGACACCGUGUUCACGUUUGCCGUGAACAUCAUUGUUGACGCUGUCAGCAUGGCCUCCUUCACCAGGGUGCAGCAUGGCCCAACUAUCUUCACCGCCACUCAAGCGAGGACAUCCGUCCCCUUAACCUGUCCCACUGUGCUAGGGGACUGCGUCUUCCUCUACUGGCAAUCCUCCAGUUCGAGCAUAAACAAGCUGGUGUACCACUACGAUCACUGGAGGGGCAACACGCCCAGCAUGGAAAGCGCCAAGCUCCAACUGGCCGGCUCACCCUACAACGCAGAUGCCGGAAGCUUCUCCUUCUUGUACACGCCGGGCCUCAAAGACGGCGGCCUUUACGUCUGCGACGUGCUCGUCAACGACCAUAUCUUCAGCCAGAGGACGCUGCUGAGCGUGUUAAAAGUGAUGGCCCGGCGUUUGGGAUCCAAGCUGAUGCUGGAGUGCUUGUACAGCGAAAUUUCCCAAGUCCGAGAUGCAUGGUGGGAAUAUCAAAACGAGCGUUGUCCGACGAAAAGUUCUCCCGGCAGUGUCGUCGUCGCUCUGCCGUUACCCGUCACCUUGGACACGGCCGGCAACUACACGUGCACCUUACGGCUCAAAAAUGGCCAAACCAUCAGCGCCGUCCACACCGUCAAGCAGCAAGAGAGCACCGUGGCGCCCUCGUCGCACUCUUCUUCCCCCCACCUCCUCCUCCUGCCUUUAUUACUUCUGGUGCCCCUGGUUGCCACCACCACGGCGGUGUUGCUACGGCAACAGAAGCGCAUCUCCCGUCGAGGUAUUGAGCAGUCGCUGUCUGUCCACUCGGGCGAGACGGAGAACAUCUACGAGAACCCGGAAGAUGUCAGACAGGCUCUUCCGCAGGGGUCGGUCUAUAUGGAUUUAAAACCAAGACAAGCUGAUGUCUACAAGGAACUGGAGCGCUAAGCAAAAAGAAGCAUCGCAUCACCUUUGUGUGUGUGUGUGUGUGUGUGUGUGUGUGUGUGUGUGUGUGUGUGUGUGUGUGUGUGUGUGUGUGUGUGUGUGUGUGUGUGUUUGCUAGCAUGUCAUACGUGUGUUUGCGGAGUCUCCCUGGCAUUCUCCUCACACAGACUGCACAUCACGCUGACACUGUGGCACAAUAUGGCGUCACGCGCUGACAGGCUCCACCGCCUGUGUUGUUGUUUGUGUUUCGUGGGUCGCCUCUACGUGUGUGCGUUUGUGCGUGUCGAAAGGAAAAUAACACUUUUUAUUUUUUUAUUAUGAUUUUUUUUUUUUCAGUGAGUUGGCCUUUGUGCCCCCUUUUCGGUGCCAGAACUGAUCAGAUCCAUGCAUGUGCCACCCUCAUGCUGCUGUCCAAUCUGCUCGCCUGCGUGCAGCAGCGGGGGGCCUUUUAUGAGGAACAGUUACUGGAUUUUAAAAUAGACUUGAAUAGAAAUGACAUUCAAGUGUGUAACUGUUCUCAACAGCUAUGCUGAUUUGUUCGUAUGCCAUUAUGGAAUUAGCAGUGAUGAAAGAGGCUUUUAUUUUUGCAAAGAGGUACUCUAUGUUAAAGGAGACAUCUUGUGCAUUUUUCUCCCCAUAAUGUAAAGCCAAUCUUGUCUUUUAACAUUUCCAUGACAUGAAAUUAUCUUGCCUUGCUAAAACCAGCCAUACAACUAUAGUGUGAAGGUCGAGAAAGAAACGGGUUGUUACAGAUUUUGGAAAGUACUGUACAACCUUUUACUGCGUUUUAAAUCAGAGAUGCAGGUAAACUUUU